UGACCGGUGUGUUGAUUCAUGACCCUUAAACCUCCGGACUGAAAUUCUAAACCCUUACUUACAGCAAAAAGAAAAUGUUGGAGAGCAGAUUGAUUAAGAUUAUAAGGAGGAGCAGGAGCAAAUCCAUCAAUCAGCUAACAUCUUCCUUUUCAUCUCACCCCAGAUCCACAAAUGUUCACACUCGCUUCUCUUCACAUACUUAUAUUGCAAACCCCACCGCCAGAAUCUGUUUCAUCAAUGCCUUUCACAAUCUCAACAAGGGUUACUGUAAGCCGUCUUUUAAGUGUAUGUCAACUGUGGCUGCGACCGCUUGCAAGGAAAAUAAGGAGACAGUGAAGCAUCUUGUUACAGCUGGAGCUCAUGCUCAAAAGGCGAUAGGAAUAUGGUUAUUUGCAUCGGCUGCAUGGGUCUUUAGUAUGGUUAUUCUUGGUGGAGUCACACGACUUACUCGAUCUGGUCUUUCAAUGACUGACUGGAAAUUCACUGGCAGUCUUCCUCCUCUUUCGGAUGAAGAUUGGUUGAUUGAAUUUGAGAAAUAUAAACAAUCCCCUGAGUUCAAGCGUGUGAACAGAGGAAUGAAUAUUGAUGAUUUUAAGUUCAUAUAUUGGAUGGAAUAUGCACAUCGUAUGUGGGGAAGGGCACUAGGGGUAAUGUUUGCUCUCCCAUUUUCAUAUUUUAUUCGAAAAGGUUAUAUCAAUUUACGCCUUGGAGUUAGACUGGCGGCUCUAUUUGCUCUUGGUGGUGGCCAAGGCUUGAUUGGUUGGUGGAUGGUUAAAAGCGGCUUAGAAGAGCCACCCUCAGAAUACUCUCAACCAAGAGUAAGCCCAUAUCGUCUAGCUGCUCAUCUGACAUCAGCUUUUGCUAUAUAUUGUGGACUCUUUUGGACUGCUCUUACUGUUGUCAUGCCUGAACCUCCAACCGAGUCAAUAGCUUGGGUCAAAGGGGCUGCAAAAGUCAAACGGUUUGCUCUUCCGGUUGGCAUCCUUGUUGGCAUAACUGCAAUCUCAGGAGCCUUUGUUGCAGGAAAUGAUGCAGGACAUGCAUUUAAUACAUUUCCAAAGAUGGGUGAUUCAUGGAUCCCAGAGGAUGUUUUGAGUAUGAAGCCACUUAUCCGCAACUUCUUUGAGAACACAGCAACUGUGCAGCUUGAUCAUCGGAUACUUGCAACCGCAACCCUAGCAUCAAUCAGUGCUUUAUGGUGGUCAACAAGAAAACUUGAUCUACAUCCUGCUAUCCGUUCUUUGAUUGGAAGCACCAUGGGAAUGGCUGCUCUCCAGGUUACUUUAGGCGUUUCAACUCUUCUAUCUUAUGUGCCGGUUUCACUUGGCACGGCCCACCAAGCGGGGGCGUUGACUCUUUUAACUUUUAUGCUUCUUCUUAAUCACACCUUGCGCCGACCGUCAUCCAUGCUUCUAAAAUCACUGCCUGCAGUCACGAAGACAGUUUAACUAGCAACGAUUACUGAGCAGAUUGUUUUUUAGAGAUUUUCCAUAAGCUAUUCAUUUGCUGGUGUAAACGUACUAUGACAGGCAUUGUUAUUAUUUCUUCUUGCCAUUUGCUGUUUACACAUGUAUGGUGUCAAGAGUUGCAGCCCUGGAAGGCUGGAAUAGAAAUACUAUAUAUACUUGUGACUUCUGGUC
Helianthus annuus (common sunflower) is the source of this 1640-nucleotide messenger RNA. Its product is annotated as cytochrome c oxidase assembly protein COX15. Gene Ontology annotation, cellular component: mitochondrial inner membrane. The coding region runs from base 75 to 1448 and encodes 457 amino acids. Lineage: Eukaryota; Viridiplantae; Streptophyta; Magnoliopsida; Asterales; Asteraceae. The record is from RefSeq and is a predicted model, not a curated record. Gene Ontology annotation, biological process: heme A biosynthetic process. The transcript is spliced from 7 exons. Gene Ontology annotation, molecular function: oxidoreductase activity, acting on NAD(P)H, heme protein as acceptor.